Propithecus coquereli (Coquerel's sifaka) is the source of this 700-nucleotide messenger RNA. Its product is annotated as cytochrome c oxidase assembly factor 1 homolog. Bases 86 to 526 code for a protein of 146 amino acids. The record is from RefSeq and is a predicted model, not a curated record. Gene Ontology annotation, biological process: mitochondrial respiratory chain complex I assembly; mitochondrial respiratory chain complex IV assembly. The transcript is spliced from 6 exons. Gene Ontology annotation, cellular component: mitochondrial inner membrane. NCBI's taxonomy places the organism in Eukaryota, Metazoa, Chordata, Mammalia, Primates, Indriidae.
CGGAAACACUGCACGCUUUCUUCAGUGUGGUACUUGUGUUGCUGACAGGACAACUUUCCUUUGAUGAUUUUCAAGACAGUUGUCCAUGAUGUGGCAAAAGCAUCCAGGAAGCAGGAUGUCAAUGCCUCUGGGAAAGCUGAUCCUUUUCACCAGUGUGUUGUGUAGUGGGGGCUUUGCCCUGAUGUAUUACCUCAUACAAAAAACUUUUUCCAGGACUUCGUAUUACCAGCUGGCGUUGGAGCAGCUGCGCAGCCACCCUGAAGCACUAGAAGCUCUGGGCGCGCCUGUCAACGUCCACAAUCUCCGGCUCCCCGACAAGCACAACUUCGUGGACAUUGCUGAGGCCCGGUUGAAGAUUCCUGUCUCUGGGUCCAAGUCAGAGGGCCAUCUCUACGUCUUCUCCUCCAGAGCUGCCCCCUUUCAGAGGUGGCACCUGGACAAGGUCUUCUUACAGCUCAAGGAUGGUGAGAAGAUUCCUGUGCUCACGCUCCGUGAGGAGAAUGGUGAUGAAGUGAAAACGGAGUAGAGGGGAUCAGAAAGACCCCGCUUGCUUCGGGUCUGGCCUUCCCUCAUCUGCACCGCGUGCCCACCCGGGUGACGGCCCAUCUGAGUGACAGACACUCCUGCGCCAAUUUUCCAGCUGCCAGUGGGAGGAUUGUAUGUGGUGGCAUAUGGUAAUUUGGUAUAAUUCUAACUCGAA